UAAAGAGGGCUUGGUUCUUCGCUUCAGGAAGCGCUCGAAAGCACAUUUCACGCGGAUUUCAAUUUGUUCGUUUAUUUUCACGGUGAGAGGUGUCGAGAAGUGUCUGCAAAGAUGGUGUCCCUGCAGACUAUUGCGAGUAUAGUGAUCAAAGUGCUCAAAUUGGUUAUCAAUCUCAUCAUUUUGAUCCUGUAUCGUACAGGAUAUGGCGGCGAAUUUUUAGGUGUAGGUGGAACUUGGAAUUUGAACGAGGACAAGAAUCCGGAUGCCGAGAUUGUCGCUUCCGGCGUCUUGGUCGGUUUCUUCAUCUACACGAGUGUCGUGCUCGUCAGCUACUGUUUCGGAAAUACCGAGCACAAAAAGACUCUUGUUGAAAUCAUCAUGAAUUUCGUCGGAACCUUCAUGUUUAUAGCUGUUGGUGGAACAGCCUUGCAUUAUUGGCACGGUUAUCAGCCUGAACAAAAAUUCAUAUACGAUGCGCCAGAGAGACAGAUUGGCUUGGCCGUGGGCGCAUUAUGCGUUAUAGAAGGCGCAACCUACCUGGUGGAUCUUAUUUUAAGUUUUCUUCAUUACGCUAAAGAUGAAUUCCAAUAGUAUAAGAAAAAAAAAUAUUAUAAAAUAAGGUUGUUGUUAAGGACGAUAUUUAAUAUCAUUUCUUUCCGUUUCAUUCCAUCAAAAUUAAUCUUGUUAAA
Messenger RNA from Camponotus floridanus (Florida carpenter ant), 689 nucleotides. It is a transcript of the gene Ssk, whose product is annotated as protein snakeskin. NCBI's taxonomy places the organism in Eukaryota, Metazoa, Arthropoda, Insecta, Hymenoptera, Formicidae. The transcript has 4 exons. Gene Ontology annotation, biological process: septate junction assembly. The coding region runs from base 112 to 591 and encodes 159 amino acids. The record is from RefSeq and is a predicted model, not a curated record.